GCGGCCCCGGAAGUGUUUGUUAACGGUUAAAAGCCAGUUGACGCUGCUAGCAAACGUUAGCUGUCAGCCGGGUUCAGUCAUUGUGCAGGGAUGGAGGUGACACGCAGGAAUUUUAAAGACUGUCUGAAUGCGGUGUACAGCGCUAUAAAUGAAGCUGACUUCCUUGCCAUCGAUGGGGAGUUUUCAGGGAUAAGCGACGGCCCCAAUGUCAGUGCACUUACAAAUGGGCUGGACACACCGGAGGAGAGAUACACAAAGCUCAAAAAGCACUCCAUGGACUUUCUGCUUUUCCAGUUUGGAUUAUGCACAUUCAAGUACGACCAGGCAAAGUCAAAGUAUAUCACAAAGCCUUUUAAUUUUUAUAUAUUCCCGAAACCAUUCAACAGGACGUCCCCAGACAUAAAGUUCAUCUGUCAAAGUUCCAGUAUUGACUUUCUGGCCAGUCAGGGAUUUGACUUCAACAAGGUGUUCUGUGAUGGAAUCCCCUACCUUAAUCAAGAGGAGGAAGCCCAGCUGAGGGAGCAGACAGAAGAGAGGAGAAACCAACACGCUAAUGGUGUUGGUACACCCUCCUACAUCUCUCCAUCAUCCUCUAAAUGCCCCGCAAACGUACCUGAAGAACAGAAAGACUUCAUCAACAAAGUCAUAGAGAAGGUUGAAGCCCUCUUCACAAACUCAGAAAAGACCUUGGAUUUGGAGCCGUGCACAGGGUUUCAGAGAAAGCUGAUCUACCAGGCCCUGAACUGGAAAUUUCCCAAGGGGCUUCAUGUGGAAACGAUGGAAACAGAAAAGAAGGAGCGAUUCAUUCAGGUCAGCAAAGUAGAUGAAGAGGAGAGGAAGAGGAGGGAACAGCAGAAACUGGAGAGGGAGCAGGAGGAGCUAAAUGAUGCUGUUGGCUUCUCCAAGGUCAUCCAUGCCAUCUCCAAAUCUGCUAAACUUGUGGUUGGCCAUAACAUGCUGUUGGAUGUGAUGCACACCAUCCACCAGUUCUACUGCCCUCUGCCUGAGGAUCUUCAAGACUUUAAAGAGGUCACAAUGUGUGUGUUUCCAAGACUUCUGGACACAAAAUUGAUGGCCUCUACUCAGCCUUUCAAGGAGCUUAUAAAUAACACAUCUCUGGCAGAGUUGGAGAAGCAGCUCAAGGAGAGCCCCUUCAAGUCACCACAAGUUGAAACGGCAGAGGGUUUCAAGAGUUAUGACACAGCCCAGGAACAGCUUCACGAGGCCGGGUACGAUGCCUACAUCACUGGGCUCUGCUUCAUCUCUAUGGCCAACUACCUUGGCUCUUUCUUGACUCCACCCAAAGCUUACAUCUCAGCUCGCUCAAAACUAAUUGAGCCUUUCUUUAAUAAGCUUUUCCUGAUGAGGAUUAUUGAUAUUCCUUACCUCAACAUCACAGGACCAGAUUUGCAACCUAAGAGAGAUCAUGUUCUUUAUGUCACCUUCCCAAAAGAAUGGAAGACAAGUGACCUCUACCAGCUCUUCAGUGCCUUUGGAAACAUCCAGGUCUCAUGGAUUGACGACACAUCAGCAUUUGUGUCUCUAAGUCAGACCGACCAGGUACAGAUAGCUAUGAACACCAGCCGCUAUGCAGAGAGUUACAGGAUCCAGACGUAUGCAGAGUACAUGCAGAGUAAACAGCAGGACAAAGAGAAGCUCAGUCAGACACCCAAAACAUGGGGAGAGGACAGCUGGGUGAAGUCUCACUACACUCCCUCCUCUACUUCCUCAGGUUUUGGAUAUACCAGAGGUUUGAGGAAACGCAGCAUCAGUCCUGUUCAGGGAGAGCAGGGAGCUGAAGACGCGCUAAUUACAGACGGCUGGAGUCACUACUCAUACCCGGAUAACACAGGCAGCAAGAAGAUGAAAACUGAUGCCUUCAGUGAACAGGCGAAUACUGAAGCUGUUGAAAGCAAAACCUCAGCAGGAUGGCUGAAGACAGCAGAUUCUUCAGAUGCUGCAGGGUUAAGUCCGGUCCCUGAUGAGGAGGGGGCUCCUCAGGUCACGGGUGAUACUGAUGGGACGAUCACCUGGCAACAAACCCCAUCAGCAGUCCACAAAAGGAAAGGUGAUAAGAAGAAGGACAAACAGACUGAAGCAGCAGAAUCUACAACAUCUCUGUUUGAAGUCCCAGAAGUUUGGUAGCAAAAGUCAAAGCAUGGAGAGGCCGCUGUCCCUCACUCAGCUGCUGCUCUGAGUCUCUUCUGAAGCACUUCCGGCACUCUCCUGUAAGGUUGUUCAUCACUGGGAGUGGUGCACACCCUGAUUCAUUCAUGCACUCAGCAGCUGUGGACACAUAAGCUACCAGCCAAGCUGUUUGACUGGACUGUUGAGAGAACACAAGCCAUAAUGACAGCUGCCAUAGUUUCUUUUUGUUACAGAGGAGCAGGCAACUCCACUGGGUGAAAACACAGACAUGCAUACGCUCACCAAUCUUAAAAUCCAAAUCCACAAAUGGUCAUUGAUUCAUGGAUGUUUCCGACUGGCAUCUGCCACCACAGCCAUGCUGUCACGUAGAGUUUUAACAACAGUCACCUCCAUCAGUCUUAUAUAUUGUGUGUGUGGGUCGUGUGUGAGUUUGUGCAUGUGAGAGAGAUGUAAUUUUUUCUCAAGGCUUUGUAUCCCUGUAAAUCCUUUUCAUGAAAAUUAAGAUAUAAAACACCACCGACAGGUCCUGUAGUUUACAUUAUCUGGGUAAUUUAGUAUUUUAAUGCAGUCAAAUAUUUUUUUAAAAAAGUUUCUGUCAACUUCCCCAGUUUUAUCCAACGUGUAUAAGCUUCUCAACGACAAUGUGACAUUUAUUAUCAGUGGCAUUUUGGUCCUUCAUGAGAGGUGCUUGUUGUUUUUUGUACAGAAUUGGUUUCUUUACCUUUUUGUGUUUAAUGUUUUGUAACCGUGUCAACCUGCAACAAAGUCUAAGUAUGCUCUAAUGCAAAAUGUGUACAACGUUAAAAAGACGAAUACAUUUUUGUAUAAGAUGACAUUUAAAAUCCUUAAAUAUUUCCUGGAAAGGGAAAAAAUUAAAGAAUGUUUCUUAGUA
Cheilinus undulatus (humphead wrasse) is the source of this 3040-nucleotide messenger RNA. RefSeq names its product poly(A)-specific ribonuclease (deadenylation nuclease) (gene parn). Lineage: Eukaryota; Metazoa; Chordata; Actinopteri; Labriformes; Labridae. Gene Ontology annotation, molecular function: metal ion binding; RNA binding; poly(A)-specific ribonuclease activity. The transcript is spliced from 26 exons. Bases 91 to 2145 code for a protein of 684 amino acids. Gene Ontology annotation, cellular component: cytoplasm; nucleus. The record is from RefSeq and is a predicted model, not a curated record. Gene Ontology annotation, biological process: nuclear-transcribed mRNA poly(A) tail shortening.